This is a messenger RNA of Chironomus riparius, 515 nucleotides long. NCBI's taxonomy places the organism in Eukaryota, Metazoa, Arthropoda, Insecta, Diptera, Chironomidae. The record is from the annotation of a GenBank genome assembly.
UUGAUUCGCACGUCAAUUAGUGAUUGAUCCCUAAUAAUAUAAACACAAAAAAGAUUCUCUGUAAAAUGACACUAAUUCAGUAUAUAAUAAUUAGAAAAGAUCUAAUUAAGGUCCUCAAAUGGAAUCUAGGUGCUAUUAUAGCCAACAGUUGUCAUGCCGUUGCAGCAAUUAAUGAGUUAACGAAAGAUGACACGCUUACAAGAAGCUACUUAAGUGAAGAAAAUUUGGAUAGGAUGCACAAAUGCGUAUUAGGAAUAGACAACGAGGAAGCAUUAAUUGAUCUACACAGCAAACUCGAAUCAGCUGGAAUAGUUCAUAAAAUGUGGAUAGAACAGCCGGAAAACUUAGCUGUUUGUAUGGCUUUAAAGCCUUAUGAGAAAAAUCAUAUCCAGGACUAUUUUAAGGAUUUAAAGCUGUUUCGAUAAAAUUCAAAAAUUGGUCUUAAGUGAUGUCAACGAGAAAGACAUUGAACUUAACUUCUUAAUAAAGAUAUAAUUACUUUUCUAAAUAUCUAA